This is a messenger RNA of Halteromyces radiatus, 1204 nucleotides long. RefSeq names its product serine/threonine-protein phosphatase 2A catalytic subunit alpha isoform. Gene Ontology annotation, biological process: peptidyl-serine dephosphorylation; mitotic cell cycle. The record is from RefSeq and is a predicted model, not a curated record. The transcript has 7 exons. Gene Ontology annotation, molecular function: protein serine/threonine phosphatase activity. The coding region runs from base 176 to 1105 and encodes 309 amino acids. Gene Ontology annotation, cellular component: cytosol. NCBI's taxonomy places the organism in Eukaryota, Fungi, Mucoromycota, Mucoromycetes, Mucorales, Cunninghamellaceae.
UUUUUUUCUUCUUCUUCUCUCUGUCCGUUAUUAAGUUUUUUUUUUUUUUAUUGAACGUUACAGCGUUUUGACCACUAUAUUUUAAACGCGUUCCCUUGUAUUGAUACUCUCUAGUUCCAUACAUUUAUAAUACAUUUCAACACUAUACACAGCAAUAUAUUCAUCGAUAUACAAAAUGACUGCUAUAAGCUCUGUUGCUGAUGUGGACGCUUGGAUUUCACAACUUUCAGAAUGCAAACAAUUAUCAGAAAGUGAUGUACAAAAACUUUGUGAUAAGGCUCGUGAAAUCCUCAUAUCUGAAAGCAAUGUUCAACCAGUUCGAUGUCCAGUUACAGUGUGUGGUGAUAUCCAUGGGCAAUUCCAUGAUUUGCAGGAAUUAUUUCGAAUUGGAGGGAAUUUACCAGAUACAAACUAUUUAUUCAUGGGGGAUUAUGUCGAUCGUGGAUAUUACUCUGUAGAAACGGUAUCUUUACUGGUAGCGUUGAAAGUACGAUACAAGGAUCGAGUCACCAUCUUACGAGGAAAUCAUGAAUCUCGUCAAAUCACUCAAGUAUAUGGUUUUUAUGAUGAAUGUUUGCGGAAAUAUGGAAAUGCCAAUGUAUGGAAAAUGUUUACUGAUUUGUUUGAUUAUCUUCCUUUAACAGCCCUGAUUGAAAAUCAAAUCUUUUGUCUCCAUGGCGGUUUAUCACCAUCUAUCGAUACAAUAGAUCAAAUUCGAUCGCAAGAUCGUAUUCAAGAAGUACCUCAUGAAGGUCCAAUGUGUGAUCUCUUAUGGUCAGAUCCUGAUGAUCGUUGUGGAUGGGGUAUCUCACCUCGUGGUGCUGGUUAUACAUUUGGUCAAGACAUUUCCGAGGCGUUCAAUCAUACGAAUAACUUGACUUUAGUGGCAAGAGCACAUCAAUUGGUGAUGGAAGGAUACAAUUGGAGUCAUGAUCGAAAUGUCGUCACCAUCUUCAGUGCACCCAAUUAUUGUUAUCGUUGUGGAAAUCAAGCUGCCAUCAUGGAAAUCGAUGAACGUUUGAAAUCAUCAUUUUUACAAUUCGAUCCUGCUCCUAGGAAAGGUGAACCUAAUGUUACCCGGCGCACCCCUGAUUACUUCUUGUAGACAUGUAGUUUUAGUUAUAUUUUUAUUUUAUUUUGAAAACUGCGUUUUAUAGUAGUUAUUAUCCCUUUUGAUUCAUAUCCUCUUUUUUUUUAUUAUUAU